Messenger RNA from Penicillium lagena, 1557 nucleotides. RefSeq names its product sugar porter family MFS transporter. Gene Ontology annotation, molecular function: carbohydrate:proton symporter activity. Gene Ontology annotation, biological process: carbohydrate transport; transmembrane transport. Gene Ontology annotation, cellular component: membrane. NCBI's taxonomy places the organism in Eukaryota, Fungi, Ascomycota, Eurotiomycetes, Eurotiales, Aspergillaceae. Bases 1 to 1557 code for a protein of 518 amino acids. The transcript has a single exon. The record is from RefSeq and is a predicted model, not a curated record.
AUGGGCGAGACUGACGACAAGCCAAUGGCUGAAGUCCAGCAUGUCGACGACAGCCGCCCCGGCGAAUGGAGCCUUGAAAGUGUGCUGCCAAAGACCGGCAAGCCAUGGUAUAAGCAGCGUCAUUUCGUGCUGCUAAAUCUGAUGAUGAUCAUUCCCUAUCUAUCUUCGACCACCAACGGCUACGAUGGAUCGAUGCUCAACGGUCUACAAUCCAUGAAACAAUGGCAGCAUUUCUUUGACUUUCCAGGCGGUUCUCGGCUGGGCUCUCUGUCGAACGGGGUGAUCUUCGGCCAGAUUCUGGCUUUUCCAAUUGCCCCGUGGUUAUGUGACCACACUGGUCGACGGUUUCCCAUCUUUAUCGGAUCGGCUCUCCUGGUCAUCGGAGCGAUCCUUCAAUGUGCCUCACAGGACUAUGCCAUGUUUCUGGUCUCCCGCAUGAUCAUUGGGUUUGGAGGUCUGAUCGCGGUCGAGGCAUCCCCGAUGUUGGUCAGCGAGCUUGCGUACCCGACCCAUCGUCCUGUCCUGGUGGGCUACUACAACAAUUUGUGGUAUCUAGGUGCCAUGUUGGCUGCCUGGAUCACAUAUGGAACGUACUUUAUGGGACCAAAUACGUCAUGGGCAUGGCGCAUUCCAUCGCUACUGCAAGGAUUUUUUCCGUUGCUCCAGGUGCUCUUCGUGUACUUGCUUCCAGAAUCACCCCGAUAUCUUGUGCAAAAGGAUCGCCAUGAGGAGGCUCGGAAGGUGUUGGUCAAGUACCAUGCCGGUGGGGACGAAGAGUCACCACUGGUAGACUAUGAGAUGAAGGAAAUCAUCCUGCACAUCCAGGCUGCCAAAUCCGGCUCGAAAACUGGCUACCGCGAGUUCCUCAGCACACGAGGCAAUAUGCAUCGUCUCUUCAUCAUCAUCGCGGUGCCCUGCAUGAUGCAGCUGUCCGGCAACGGUCUGAUCGCCUACUACCUCCACCUUAUCCUGAACUCGAUCGGCUUCACCCAGGACCCGCAGCAGCUGCGCAUCAAUGGCGGUUUGACAGUGUUCAACCUCGGAGUGUCGAUUGCACUGUCCUCCCUGAUGGAAGUGGCUGGUCGCCGAAAGCUGUUCCUUUUCUCCACGGUGGGAAUGCUUACCUGCUACGUGAUCUGGACCAUUCUUUCAGCCAUCAACCAGGAACGGGGCUUCCACGACACUUCCCUCGGGACUGGAGUUGUCGUCAUGAUCUUUAUGUACCAAUUCUUCUAUAACGCGGGUCUCAAUGGUCCGCCUUGGGUCUAUGUUACCGAGGUACUGCCUACUCAUCUUCGAGCCAAGGGCACGAACGUCAUGCAGAUUGCCUCCACGUGUGUUCUGAUCUUUAAUGGGUAUGCAAAUCCUGUUGCGAUGACUGCGAUCACCUGGAAAUAUUAUAUUGUUUAUUGUUGUGUGAUUGCCGUGGAGAUUGUCCUGGUCUACUUUUGGUUCCCGGAGACUAAGGGGCACAGUCUGGAAGAGGUUGCGUUGAUCUUUGACGGAGAGCAAGCUUUUGGUGUCGACACCAAGGAAGAAGGACCGGGUGAGGCCUGA